GGCCCCCCCGGGGCGCCCGGGGCUCCAGGGACGGUCGGCAGGAUGGGCUUCCCAGGCAAAGAUGGCAAGGACGGCAAGGAUGGGGAUAAAGGCGAGCACGGCGAUGAAGGUCCACAAGGCAGAACAGGAAACCCUGGCAAGCCAGGACCGAAGGGGAAAGCAGGAGCUGUCGGCAAGGCCGGCCCACGAGGGCCCAAGGGUUUAAAGGGUAAUCCUGGAAAAAACGGAGCACCAGGAAAGAAGGGACCCAAAGGGAACAAGGGUGAGACCGGGAUGCCAGGACCCUGCACCUGUAAUGGCAACAAAGCCAAAUCUGCCUUCUCUGUGGCUGUCUCAAAAAGCUACCCAAGGGAAAGGCUGCCCAUCAAAUUUGACAGGAUCCUGAUGAACGAGGGAGGACAUUACAAUGCUUCCAGUGGAAAAUUUGUAUGCAGCAUCCCAGGUAUUUACUACUUCACUUAUGAUAUCACUUUGGCCAACAAACAUUUGGCCAUUGGCUUGGUCCACAACGGGCAGUACCGGAUCAAGACUUUUGAUGCCAACACUGGGAACCAUGACGUUGCCUCUGGAUCAACCAUCCUUUCUCUGAAGCAGGAGGAUGAGGUAUGGCUGCAGAUCUUUUACUCAGAACAAAAUGGGCUCUUUUAUGAUCCCUACUGGACAGACAGCUUAUUUACUGGCUUCCUGAUAUACCCUGAUCAAGAUUAUCUCAAUGAAAUAUAG
Molecule: messenger RNA, 723 nt
Organism: Phaethon lepturus (White-tailed tropicbird)
Lineage: Eukaryota; Metazoa; Chordata; Aves; Phaethontiformes; Phaethontidae
Gene: C1QTNF2
Product: C1q and tumor necrosis factor related protein 2
Exons: 2
Molecular function (GO): protein binding
Source: RefSeq, a predicted model, not a curated record